Messenger RNA from Geodia barretti, 1349 nucleotides. The record is from the annotation of a GenBank genome assembly. NCBI's taxonomy places the organism in Eukaryota, Metazoa, Porifera, Demospongiae, Tetractinellida, Geodiidae.
UUAGGCACAGUUCUUCUUCUGACGGUGGUACAGUUUCUGAUUGCAGUCUGCACAGCCGACUACUCAAUCUACGAAACAACUGUGGGCGGCACCCUGGAUGGUGACAGCCACUACGAAACCCACAACAGCAGCAGAAAAGAGCUGAUUUUUAAAAUGCUAAAAGCCUCUCUAACGUCGUAUUUGCAUAUCUAAAAAAUAAUCUCCUAUGCUUCUAUUUGUAUGACCAGCUUUUGAAGUAUAUUAUAUCACUGAGAUUCCACUUGUGUGCAGGUGAGUAUGUGGAGGUGAUAGUAGACUAUGGAGGUCUAGUGGAGGAUCUGUUCCUGAGGUCUGAAAUCACGGGGGAAAGUAGAAGGGUUCUACUGACACACAACAACCAGGCCUCAGCAGUUGAGGAGAACACCUGGUGGCAGGGAAUGCUCCUCAUACCUUGGGCCAACCGAAUUGCCUAUGGAAGGUACGAGUUUUUUAAUUCAGUCUAUCGUCUGCCACUGAACGAGCUGUCCAUUGACCCCCCUCUAAUCAAUGCCCUCCACGGCUUCAUGGACGGAAAGAAGAUGACAAUCACGGACACACAGGCUACAGCCCAUUACGGCCUCCUGCAGCUCUCCUACACUUUCAACCACCCUCUCCCCGGCUACCCCUUUCAUUUCGAGUUGUCGAUUGACUACAUACUGUCAGAGUCAGGAUUCGCCAUGGAUUUCCACGUCACUAAUAACAUGGAGUCCACCCCAAUGCCGUUCUACAUGGGCUGGCACCCGUACUUUUGCUGCGUGCCAAAUGAAGCCUACGUGGUAUUGGAUCCCUGCACGUCAUGGAACCACGUGGAACUCGAUGCUAACAUGGACCCCACUGGUGAGACUACGAGGUAUUAUGGCCUCAACGGAUCAGACCCAAUCGGUGGUACACUCUUAAACCCAACAUUCUACGACGACGAAUUCAAGCCGAUAACCCCCAGGAAACCAAGAUGCGACUUUAUACUGACAGGGCUCUAUGAUGAACCCACGAACCAGAGUGUUGUUUUGUGGCAAGACAGCAGUUUCCGCUUUGUUCACGUGUUCACCGGGCGCCAGGGAGCCAUUGCCAUGGAGCCAAUGUCGGGGAUGGCAGAUGCCUACAACAACCACGACCAUCUCUCUGUACUGAGUGGAGGAGAGACAUGGAGUGGCAGUGUCGGUGUCUACGUGGAGUGACCACAAAAGAUUGAACCCACAGCCAGUAAAUGUCAAUAUAACAACCGCCAUUAGAGGCAUAAUUUUACUGCAGAGUAGAGACUCUUUGGUUAGUGCAUUAGCUAAACCUCUUGAUAGUGUGAGUAAAUGAGGAGUAAUUAAGUAUCAUUACCACAA